Molecule: messenger RNA, 300 nt
Organism: Prunus armeniaca (apricot)
Lineage: Eukaryota; Viridiplantae; Streptophyta; Magnoliopsida; Rosales; Rosaceae
Source: the annotation of a GenBank genome assembly
AUGGCUCCCAGCCAAACCUUAGCUAAUGUUUUCACAAAAGCGGACGCUACGAGGUUUGGGACGACUAUCGGAUCGCUGCGAAGAACUCCGCCACACAGGCCGACCAGCCACCCAAGGAAGCAGGAUAGAAGAAUGAUGUACCCAACAUUGGGAAUAACGAAGGGAAGCGUAAGUCACGCUCUAAAGGCAGCUCUUUAUCUGACCAAGGUUGACGAGACCUGCCCCGAAUUCCCUCUUGGAACCCGUGAAGAACUCUAUUUCCCAUCCAACAUCUGGCCAAUGUCAGACUCACUUUACUAA